GGGCUCAUGGGGCGAGCCGCCGGCGAGGCGGGCACGGUGCCCGCGCCCGGGGCGGGAAGCAGGAAGUCGUCCCCGGCGGGUGCGGCCCUAGGUGCCGCGCUGCAGGUGCGGCGCUGCAGGUGCGGCGCGGGGUGGCACCCAGGGCACUGGAGGAGGGCCCCGCUGAAACGGUCCAGGAUCCUGCACAUGGCGCUGACUGGAGCCUCCGACCCCUCUGGAGAGGCAGAGGCCAGCGGGGAGAAGCCCUUCCUGCUGCGGGCAUUGCAGAUCGCGCUGGUGGUCUCUCUCUACUGGGUCACCUCCAUCUCCAUGGUGUUCCUUAACAAGUACCUGCUGGACAGCCCCUCGCUGCAGCUGGACACCCCCAUCUUCGUCACCUUCUACCAGUGCCUGGUGACCACGCUGCUGUGCAAGGGUCUCAGUGCACUGGCCGCCUGCUGCCCUGGUGCCGUGGACUUCCCCAGCCUGCGCCUGGACCUCAGGGUGGCCCGCAGCGUCCUGCCCCUGUCAGUGGUCUUCAUCGGCAUGAUCACCUUCAACAACCUCUGCCUCAAGUACGUUGGCGUGGCCUUCUACAACGUGGGCCGCUCGCUCACCACCGUCUUCAACGUGCUGCUCUCCUACCUGCUGCUCAAGCAGACCACCUCCUUCUACGCCCUGCUCACCUGCGGCAUCAUCAUUGGGGGCUUCUGGCUUGGUGUGGACCAGGAGGGCGCAGAGGGGACCCUGUCUCUGCUGGGCACCGUCUUCGGCGUGCUGGCCAGCCUGUGUGUCUCACUCAAUGCCAUCUACACCAAGAAGGUGCUCCCGGCGGUGGACGGCAGCAUCUGGCGCCUGACCUUCUACAACAACCUCAAUGCCUGCAUCCUCUUCCUGCCCCUCCUCCUGCUGCUGGGGGAGCUUCGGGCGCUGCAGAACUUCGCCCACCUGGGCAGCGCCCACUUCUGGGGAAUGAUGACGCUUGGUGGCCUGUUUGGCUUUGCCAUCGGCUAUGUGACAGGACUGCAGAUCAAGUUCACCAGUCCUCUGACCCACAACGUGUCGGGCACGGCCAAGGCCUGUGCCCAGACGGUGCUGGCCGUCCUCUACUACGAGGAGACCAAGAGCUUCUUCUGGUGGAUGAGUAACAUGAUGGUGCUAGGCGGCUCCUCCGCCUAUACCUGGGUCCGGGGCUGGGAGAUGAAGAAGACCCAGGAGGAGCCCAGCCCCAAGGAGGACGAGAAGAGCAGCCUGGGGGUGUGAGAGCCUCCGGGGACCCAAGGGAGAAUACUCAGGAGGGGCCGAGACAGCAGUGACGGCUGUCUUCAUGGACCCAGGAAGGGUAGUGUGGUAUGGAGUGGGUGUUACUGACAGACCUGAUUGGAAUAUGGUGCUUGAGGCCGGGCGCGGUGGCGCACGCCUGAAAUCCCAGCACUUUGGGAGGCUGAGGUGGGGAGCAUCAUUU
Messenger RNA from Carlito syrichta (Philippine tarsier), 1444 nucleotides. It is a transcript of the gene SLC35C1, whose product is annotated as solute carrier family 35 member C1. Gene Ontology annotation, molecular function: antiporter activity. The record is from RefSeq and is a predicted model, not a curated record. Bases 7 to 1242 code for a protein of 411 amino acids. Gene Ontology annotation, biological process: GDP-fucose import into Golgi lumen; protein O-linked glycosylation via fucose. NCBI's taxonomy places the organism in Eukaryota, Metazoa, Chordata, Mammalia, Primates, Tarsiidae. The transcript has 3 exons. Gene Ontology annotation, cellular component: Golgi apparatus.